AUGUCUUCGGUCAGCUCCCAAGACAACAAGCAUGACAAGCUCCACCGAGAGGACAAUGCUACCAGUGCUCUCGAGGCUCGCACCUGGGACAAGGAGUUCGAGCGCAAGACAAUGUGAGUAGACAACAUAUUUUGCGAGUCGAUUGGGAGCGCUUGGCUCCCCGCGGGGUGACUACUUCGAGCUGGCUCGCUUACAGUCUUGUGUGCCUCUCUUUCUAAUUACAGGCAGAAGGUCGAUCGCCGCCUUUUGAUUAUUCUCGGUGCCCUCUAUGCCAUCUCACUUAUUGACAGAACGUCAGUACUUUACCAGCCCGAGUCUGUUCUGCUGCGCAGUGACCUAGUCCUUGACUGACAGCCUUGGCACUUGUUUCAUUCCAUCUCACAGCAACAUCUCGGUCGCUCGUGUUGCUGGUAUGGCGACGGAUUUGCGAUUGACCGUUGGCCAACGCUACUCCAUCAUCACUUGUGUCGUAGGUUAUCAGCGUCCGCGUUACUCAGCGCCAAGGAGAAAUAUUGAGCUGACCUAUGCGCCACCCUCACCCUAUAGUUUUUCCCUCCUUACAUCGUUUUCGAGCUCCCGUCCAACAUCCUGCUCCGCAAGAUUGGUGCUCGCAACCUCUUGUCCGCCAUCGUCGUCCUCUGGGGUGCUGUCAUGCUCGGAAUGGGUUUCGUCACCAACUGGCACCAGCUCGCCGCCUGCCGUGUCCUCCUCGGUCUCCUCGAGAGUGGUUUCUUCCCUGGUUGCGUCUUCCUGAUCUCGUGCUGGUACACCCGAUACGAGACACAAAAGCGCAUGGCCUUCUUCUACCUCACCUCGAUGGUCAUCUCUGGUUUCUCCAACAUCCUCGGCUACGGUAUCUCCAAACUCGGCGGCCAACACGGCAUCGCCGCAUGGCGAUGGAUCUUCAUUGUCUUCGGUGCUGCGACCAUCGGCCUCGGCUUGCUCGGAUUCGCUUUGAUCGUCGACUUCCCCGACAAGGCCACUUUCCUCACCCCUGAUCAAACCAAGAUGGUCCAGGAGCGCAUCGAACUCGACCGAGGCGACUCGGCCCCCGAUCACCUCACUUUCAGCUCGUUCAUGAGGCACCUUUUCGACUACAAGCUCUGGAUCUUCGGUCUCUGCUUUUGCUUCUCGACCAUGCCCGCCUACGCCUUCUCUUACUUCCUUCCCGUCAUCCUCGCUGGUGGUGGAUAUUCGAACGAGCUUUCCUUGAUCCUCUCUGCACCUCCAUACGUCUUCGCCGCCCUCCACACCUUCGCGAUUGCCUACGGUGCUGAUAAGAUGCGCAAGCGUGCCCUCUUCAUUGCCAUCAACGCCAUCGUUUGCACCAUCGGCCUAAUCAUCAUGGGCUGGGGCGGCAAGAUCGGCGUCCGCUACUUCGGAUCUUUCCUCGCCAUUGCGGGUUGCCAGGCUAACGUCCCCGCGAUUCUCGCCUACUCGGCCAACAACGUGCGCAACCACUCCAAGCGCGCCGUCUCCUCGGCCAUCGUCAUCGGCAUGGGUGGUGUCGGCGGUAUCUUUGCCUCGCUUGUCUACCGCCAGCUUGACUACCCCCGAUACCUCCCCGGUCUCGGCGCCACGAUCGGCUGCCAGGGUGCGAUCCUCCUCAUGCUCGCCGGUCUCUCGUUCGCCUUCAGCCGGGCCAACGCAUUCGCUGACCGCAACGGCACCGAGAUUGAAGGAUCCACGACUUUCCGAUACACGCUUUAA
Molecule: messenger RNA, 1710 nt
Organism: Microbotryum saponariae
Lineage: Eukaryota; Fungi; Basidiomycota; Microbotryomycetes; Microbotryales; Microbotryaceae
Source: the annotation of a GenBank genome assembly